AUGGAAGGUAUGGAUCAGCCUAAUCCGGCCGACAUCAAGGAAUACCUCGAUAUGGGCUGGGUACAUAAAGAGCUCAUUCCAUUCCUUGAGGAGGUCUUCACAGAUGACGAGGGCAUGUCAACAUCCAACUGGGAGCGCAUGAUCCUCUUCGCCAGAUUCAACCUUGACAAGAUUGCCCUUACCCUUAAGCUGGAGAAGUAUGAAAAUGAGAAGAAGGAGUUUGAAAAGACACUAACCCAGAAGAACCCGAACCUGAACCCAAACCAGUACCAGGACCACCAGAGCCAGACCCGUCAGAACCAGAACGAGGAUUCGCACAAUAAUCAUCAGAAAAACCACGGUCGUCCUCCUAGGGAGCCAGAGCCCCCCGAGUCCGAGGAUUGUAUAACGGAGUCCAAGGAUAAUGCAAUAGAGUCCGGUACAGAUGCAGCUGUCCAGGACGUUGAGUAA
Pyrenophora tritici-repentis Pt-1C-BFP is the source of this 450-nucleotide messenger RNA. NCBI's taxonomy places the organism in Eukaryota, Fungi, Ascomycota, Dothideomycetes, Pleosporales, Pleosporaceae. The record is from RefSeq and is a predicted model, not a curated record.